Clupea harengus (Atlantic herring) is the source of this 7511-nucleotide messenger RNA. It is a transcript of the gene sec31a, whose product is annotated as SEC31 homolog A, COPII coat complex component. NCBI's taxonomy places the organism in Eukaryota, Metazoa, Chordata, Actinopteri, Clupeiformes, Clupeidae. Gene Ontology annotation, biological process: endoplasmic reticulum organization; COPII-coated vesicle cargo loading; endoplasmic reticulum to Golgi vesicle-mediated transport. The record is from RefSeq and is a predicted model, not a curated record. Gene Ontology annotation, cellular component: COPII vesicle coat; endoplasmic reticulum exit site. Gene Ontology annotation, molecular function: structural molecule activity; protein binding.
GCCUUCUAGGACGCCAUGUGCCAGAGAAUCUGAACAAAAAGUACGGUUGCGUAGGCUACUGUCAGCGCGGCGGAGUACAGGAUCCAACCGGAAGUGUUUGGCUUAGGGGGAGGGAAUCUUUGUGCCACGUUGAUGGAGCUCAGUGGGGACGUGGAAUCCAGCUCCCUACCAGCCGGGAGACCCGCUACCUGCUAGUUAGCUAGCUCUCUGCAAGCAGUACAGAUCCAAGACGAGAAAGACUAAAGCGAUCGAUUAAAGUUUUGGACCCGUACUUGCCGCAUCAGUGAGAGUGUGAAUGCGUGAACGGGUAGCGGGCUGACAGGAUGAAGCUGAAAGAGAUCAACCGCACAGCUGUCCAGGCCUGGAGCCCGGCACAGCAGCAUCCAGUCUACUUGGCCACAGGUACCUCUGCCCAGCAACUGGAUGCCAGCUUCAGCACCACCGCCUCUCUGGAGAUCUUCCAGCUGGACCUGGCCGACCCCGGACUGGAGAUGAAGACUAGUGGGACCUUCUCAUCCCCUCACAGGUACCAUAAACUGGUGUGGGGUCCCAACGGUAUCGGGUCAGACGAGCAUCCUUCGGGGGUGCUCAUCGCAGGGAGCGAGAACGGAGAUGUCAUCCUAUACGACCCCGCCAAAAUCAUCGGUGGCAACAGCGAUGUGGUCAUCGACCAGAGCUCCAAACACACAGGCCCUGUGAGGGCACUCGACGUCAACUCCUUCCAGACAAACCUGUUUGUCUCAGGAGGGAAUGAAUCAGAGAUCUACAUCUGGGACCUGAACUCCUUCAGCACUCCCAUGACCCCGGGGCCCAAAACUCAGCCUCUGGAGGAUGUGAGUUGCGUAGCGUGGAACUGUCAGGUGCAGCACAUCCUGGCAUCUGCGAGCCCCAGUGGCCGCGCAUCCAUCUGGGACCUGCGCAAGAACGACCUCAUAAUCAAAGUCAGCGACCACAGCAACAGGAUGCAUUGCUCAGGGUUGGCGUGGAACCCAGAGGUGGCCACUCAGCUGGUGUUGGCGUCUGAAGAUGAUCGCAUGCCUGUCAUCCAGAUGUGGGACCUACGCUUCGCCACCUCGCCUCUCAAAGUGUUGGAGAACCACACCAGAGGGGUGUUGGCCCUCGCCUGGAGUCUGGCUGAUCCAGAGCUGCUGUUGAGUUGUGGGAAAGACAACCGUAUCCUGUGCUGGAACCCAAACACAGCUGAGGUCCUCUAUGAGCUGCCCACCAGUACCCAGUGGUGUUUUGACAUCCAGUGGUGCCCUAGGAACCCUGCGGUUCUCUCAGCUGCUGCCUUUGACGGCCACAUCAGUGUCUACUCUAUCAUGGGAGGCAAGAACGACGCCGUCAACCUCAAACAGGAAGACCAGAUCAGCACAUCGUUCGGUAACAUGGAUCCCUUUGGGACGGGUCAGGCUCUACCCCCCCUGCAGCUUCCCCAGUCCCCCGCCACCAACACCACGGUCACCCCCCUCAAGAAACCCCCGAAGUGGAUCCGUCGUCCAGUCGGGGCCUCGUUUGCAUUUGGAGGCAAACUGGUUUCCUUGGAGAAUGGCAAACCUUCCACUCAGCCUUCCCAGCAGCCUCUGCAGCGUGUGGUGCACGUUAGCCAGGUUGUCACCGAGACAGCGUUCCUGGAGCGCUCGGCCCAGCUGCAGGCCACUCUGAGUGACGGCAGUUUUGCUGAGUUCUGCCAGGUGAAGGUUGAGGCGGCGCCCAGCGAAUUUGAGAAGGCAGUGUGGUCCUUCCUGAAGAUUAACUUUGAGGAUGACAGCCGGGGGAAGUACCUGGAGCUUCUUGGGUAUAAAAAGGAGGAGCUGGCAUUGAAGAUUGCUGAGGCGCUGGAGAAGAAAGACUCCCAACCAGCAGAGGCUGUACCUGAGCCUCUAGAGUUCCCUGACGCUCAACCUGAGCCUGAACCUGAACUUGAACCUCAUACUCAGGCUGAACCCGUUCCACUACUCAAAGCUCCACCUGAAGCCACACCAGAUUUCCCUGCCGACUCCUUCUCCAUUUCUCAGCCUGUAAUACUCCAUCAACUUCAUCACCCGGAAGUUUCUCAAACAGAGCCCGCAGUCAACCUGAACUUUGUACCUGAACCUCAACCAGAACUUAUACCUCAACCUCAAGUGGAACCUGAGAUUCUACCUGAACUUGAAGCUCAAGUGGAACCUAAAUCUGAAAUGGAAUAUGUACCUGAACCGGAGGUAAAACUCACUCCUGAAUCCCUACCCGAACCGCAAGCAGAUCUAAUACCUGAACCUCAAUUGGAACUUGUACCAAAUGAUCAACCAGAAGAACACUCAAGUGGAACACAACCUCCUGAAGCAGGAUCUUUGGAACCAACUCCUGAAGCAGGAUCUCUGGAACCAACUCCUGAAGCAGCUCCUCUGGAACCAUUUCUUCAAGCAGCUCCUCUGGAACCAUUUCUUCAAGCAGCUCCUCUGGAACCAUUUCCUGAAGCAGCUCCUCUGGAACCGUUUCAUGAAGCAGCUCCUCUGGAACUAUCUCCUGAAGCCAUUACCCUGGACCCCUCCUCAGAACCCAUUUAUUUGGACCCUUAUCCAGCAGCCACCCUUCUUCUGGAACCUGAAGCAAUGACACCAGUGGAUCUCCAGGACUAUGUGCCGACCCUCGCUCCACCAUACGACCUGCUGCAGCCUGUCUCUUUAUUUGCGCCUCCCGUUGACUUCCAGCCAUCUCUUCCUUUAUUUGCACCUUCAGUCAGUUCUCUGACCCCAGCAGAUCAGCAGCCCCCUGAGGACAUAGGUCUUAUGACUCCACAUGAUCCUGCAAGUACAGAGGCUGUUCCCCUAACUGCUUCUAGCUUUGACAUGGCUCCAUGGCUGGAUGUCCCCACUUCUCAGGUUGAUCUUGUGUCCUCAGCUGAACUCCACUUACCACCAGUGGCUCAGCUUCCAGGAAAUGAGUGGAUACCACAAGAUGACCAACCACCUGUGCUUGAUGCUGUACCCAACCUUUUCUUACCAUCUGUACCCGAGCCUAUACCUGCUGUUGGCAUAUCACCUGUACCUCAGCCUGAACCUGUUGUUGGCCUAUUACCCUUGCCUGAGCCUGUACCUGCUGUUGGCAUCCCACUUGUACCUGAGUGCAUACCUGCUGUGGACCUGUCAGCACCACCUGAAGUGCCUGUAGGUUACUCUCCUCUAGUACCCAUGCAGCCGAUGCCCACAUUCACGCAUGGUGCCGCUCCGCAGCAGCUGUCUCAGGUGUGUGACCUCUCUGGUCCAGCAGAGGGCGCUCCGAAGCCUCCAGUCAUGCAGGCUCCCGCCCCUGAGCCGGUGGUGGAUCUACUAGGGGACACGCAGGGACCAGUCGUCCCCACUUUCUCCGAGGUGGAGCAAGCACCGCAGGAGGCAGUGGAGGAGGCGGAGCCAGAACUGGAGGAGGAGGCGGGGCUAGAACCAGAGCUAGAGGCUCCAGUGGAACCGGAGAUGGAGGAGGAGGAAGCAGAAGAUCUUGUAGAAGAGCCCAUUGAAGAUCCUACGGAGGGUACAACAACAGAACCCACAGAAAGCUUAGAAGAACCCAGCGCUGAACCCGAAGUGGCAGCAGGACCAUCUGCACCUGCCCCAUCAGCGACAGAACCAGUCACAUUAAAAGUUAGCAAAGAUUUGGACGGCCUGAUCACGCAGGCGCUGCUCACAGGCGACUUUGAGAGUGCUGUUGAACUCUGUCUCCAUGACAACCGCAUGGCGGACAGCAUCAUCCUGGCCAUCGCUGGCGGACCAGAACUCCUGGAGAAGACCCAGAAGAAGUACUUCCUGAAGAGCCAGACUAAAAUCACCAAGCUCAUCAGUGCGGUGGUGAUGAGCGACUGGUUGGACAUCCUGCAGACGUGUGACCUGCACAACUGGAGGGAGGCACUGGCUGCAGUCAUGACCUACGCAAAGCCUGAGGACUUCUCCUCUCUGUGUAGUUUGCUGGGCUCUAGGCUGGAGCAGGCUGUGGACUCAUCUCUUCAGGCUCAGGCGUGUCUCUGCUACAUCUGUGCUGGAAGCCUGGAGAAGCUCGUCUCCUGCUGGACCAAAGCCCAGGAGUCCGUCUGCCCGCUCUCUCUGCAGGACCUGGUGGAGAAGGUGGUGAUUCUGCGCCAAGCGGUGGAGCGGAGUCACGGGGCAGAGGCGUCUGCGGUGGGCACCAUGUUGGCACAGAAGAUGAGCCAGUAUGCCAGCCUGCUGGCUUCGCAGGGCAGUCUGGAAACCGCCCUCACCUACCUGCCCGAGAACACCAACCAGGAGGUGGUGGAGCAUCUUCGAGAGCGCCUCACCAGAGCUUUGGGGCGCCAGACUGCCAUCGUCUCUGCCCCUCAGGUGGCAGCUGCGACCCCCCAGGCCCCCAGCGCUCACCCUGCACCCACAAACAUGCCCACAGCCACGCCAGCGUACGCCUUCAACCAACACUCCGCACAGUCAGUGCCUGCCCCGGCCCGGACCUUAGCAGCCACCACACCUCAGUACUACCAGCCGGUCGGGUCCGCCUCUACUGUCACUUCCUGGAGUAACCAAACCCCCACCGCCCUUCCCAGUGCCCCUCGUCCACUAGGCCCUGUCCCUGAACCACAGCUUGCCUCCCUCAGAUGCAUGUGUCCCCAUACUGACCCCAGUGUUCCACCGUUUGGUCUUCAUUCUCCUGCGAGUGCCGCCCCUCCUGCCUCAUGUCCUCCAGGCUACAUGCAAUCUCAGCAGUAUCCUCAGAUCUUUCCUCAGGCUCCUCCCUACAGUGCAGGGAUGGGCGCUCCAACCCUCUACAACCCUCUCCACUACUCUUCAGCGCCCUCUACUGCUGUGGCUGCUCCUCCUCUUCCUCACCCCUCCUCCUCCUCAUCCUCCCAGUCCUACGCCCACCACUACAUGCCCUCCGUUCCCCCCUACCCCCACGGCCCCGCGACGUACCCCUCCCAACCUCAUCCUCCUCCUCCUCACUCUCUCCCUUCUCCUCCUGCGGCGUCUGUCGCUCCCUCCUUCCCCUCUCCUCCGCCUGCCGCCUCCUCCUUCUUCUCUCCUUCUGCUCCUCUGGUGGGAGGACCCUCGUUUCAGCAGGGGGGGCUGGGCUCCCCCGUGUCCCACCUGCCCCCCCCGCCGCCAGGAACCUCAGGGUUGAUGAGCCACAGUGAAAACAGUGACUCUGAAGAACCUCAGAAUGGUUGGAAUGACCCCCCAAACCUGGUCAGAGGCCCAAAGAAGAAGAAGGUUCUGAAUAACUACACCCCUCCUGCCCCCAUCACCGCCCCGAUCAUGAGUCCUCUAGGGGAGCCCCAGGCCCCUGCGGCCCCCACUCAGCCCCCCCAGCCUGGCCUGCAGGCCCCCUACAACCCCCACAUGCGCCCCACCAUGGCGCCUGGGGCCGGCCCCCCGACCAUGCAACGCAUGAAUGUGGAGGGGGCUCCUGGCGCCCCCACGGGAGACAUCAUCCAGCCUGUGCAGACGCUGCCUGCGGAGAAGAUCACUAAGAAGCCCAUCCCGGAGGAGCACAUGGUGCUCAAGAUCACGUUUGAAGGACUCAUCCAGAAAUGCCUGGCCGCCGCUUCAGAUCCUCAAACCAAGAGAAAGCUGGAUGUCGCUAAUAAACGCCUGGAGAUGCUGUAUGACAAGCUGAGGGAACAGAGUCUCUCUCCAGCCAUCAUGGGCGGGUUGCACAACAUGGCGCGCAGCAUCGAGUCGCGGGCGUACGCCGAAGGCCUCAACAUCCACACACACAUCGUCACCAGCAGCAACUUCAGUGAGAUCUCCGGCUUCAUGCCCGUGCUCAAGGCGGUGCUCACAGAGGCCAACAAGCUUGGAGUCUGAGGGAGAGGAAACACAAACAGACAUUACACACACAUUUAGGUGCACACACAUAGGCUUGCACAUACAUGCACUCACACACACUGACACACACACACACACACACACACACACACACACACACAGUCGCUGCCACUCUUAUCUUCCAGUGUUAAAGCAACUCUAGUCCAAGCCAUGACUGUCCUGAUCAGUAUGGUGCCCAGACGUCGGGACGCGGGACCAAGUGUCAUGAACAUUUGCCAGUCUUACUAUUCUUCACGGAUCACACCUCUGAUGUUUGUCUUCUCUUCCUGUUUGUUUUUAAUUUUAUUGUUGUUUUCUGUUUUUAUUCUGUCUGUAAUCAUGUGAGAGCAGAGUGCAAUGGGGUUACCCCACGGAACCCGCAGAACCCACCUCACGCCUGGUGUUUACAGAACCCAUCUUGACGGGGUGGCAUUCUUAGAACCCACCCACACAGAAUCCUACUGACUGUGUUCUACACACGGUGGGAUGUGUUCAUGCGACUAGUCUGCUGAACUCCAGUCGUCUCCAUUUCUGGAGUCUGGAGUUUCCGGGUUCUUCUCUGGGCUCACCAGGACUGAUCUAGUCGUUAUCUAGCUCUCCUAAAGGUUUUAUGAAUGACUUUUACUAUGGCAGAAUGUUAGUCUGAAGAAUGCAGCAUGCUUUAAAUUAAGUGGAAGACACAAUGAGUUUGUUCCUCACUCAGUCACCCUCUUGAUGCCAAACCAGGGUGGCACUCCAUAGUAAAAAUCUCGCCUUCAAUAUAUAUAUCGGUCAGUUAAUCCUACUACAGAUGCGGUGCUUUUAAACUUUGUCUAUUGUAGUUCAUGACGCAAGAUUCAGCUUAGCUUUCCUUUCCCAGCUUUUUCCACCAGAGGCAUCAUGAUAUGCAACAAAGAUCCAAAACAAGCAAAUGUUUCCACAAAUAGUAUUUAUUUUAAACGUUUUUAAUUGAAGAUUUGCAAUGGUAGUAACACUUUUAAUUAUGAAAAAGAAUUGCUGCGAUAUUUUUAGUAUCUGAGAUCAUGUUGUAAAAGAGAAGGGCUGACCAUUGAAAUAUCCAUGUGUUUUAUUAGUCUCUCAUCUCAUCCCACCCUAAACGCUGGGCUUUGUUCUCCUCAAAUCCCAGCCUGAAGAAGUCUUUCUAGUGGCAUUACGCAUCCAGGGGUGUUUACCAUGACGAGUUUGCAAAGGCUGAGGAGAAUGAGCAUGUGAUUGGUCAAAGACAGACUCAUGGAUUGGAUGGAUGGAUGAAUGGAUAUUUGUCUUUUGAAUGUUGGGGUCAUUUUCAGGCUUGAAAAUGUGGACACAAAGGGAAUGUGUGUGUGUGUUUCUGUGACACUUCUCUGUGUUUGGUGAUGUGUUUUGUCUUGAGUCUUCAGUGUGUCAUGGGCCAUGGAGAUUAAACAUUUGCCUUCUUCAACUGUAACACUCUGCGCUGCAGAAAGCUGCAACUUGUCCUGCGAAAAGAGGACUCUCUGGCGAGUACUGACGCACGAGGCUAUCACAUGGCAUUUGGUUUUGGUUUCUGUCCUUCUGUGAGAUCUCUGAGAUCGUCGGUCUGACGUAAACUUCAGUAUGAAUCAACGGAGAAAACUUGUCUCAGACGUUUAUUAUCAUUUCUCCGCAGACAGGUUGGAAAAGUAAUUUGUUAUCAGGAGUCUGUUUAUGUUUUUGAAUCUAUCAAUAAAUUCGUAAUUAUAUAAA